Messenger RNA from Prunus avium (sweet cherry), 1505 nucleotides. The record is from RefSeq and is a predicted model, not a curated record. NCBI's taxonomy places the organism in Eukaryota, Viridiplantae, Streptophyta, Magnoliopsida, Rosales, Rosaceae.
UGCAAGAUUAAAUCUCAAAAUGGUUGAAUGCAUGGUUACAAAGAACAAGAAACUACUUGGCAUUGUGAAAGAUGGUAAGACGCCAAUUCUCUUCGCUGCUCUGUUGGACUUAUGGGAUAUCGUUCGUUAUCUCUACUCCCUCACUCCGAUCCAAGACUUAAUGCCAGAGAAUGGCCCUUAUGGCGCUGGGCUUGUUUGCUUUUGUUUACGAGCCAAACAAUUUGAUAUUGCGUGGGAAUUACUUCAGCGUUGCCCACGAUUGGUAAUUGCUAAUUCUCCGCAGGGAACAACAUCCCCUAUAUUCGCAUUGGCUGAUAUCCCUUCUGCAUUUCCGAGUGGGACGCAGCUCAAAUUCUGGGAAAAGUGGAUCUAUGAUGGUAUACACGUACAACAUCCUCCUGCCAUCCAUGAUGUUCACGUAAAUGUUGAAAAUCUAGAAGAAAAACUGGGCAACCAAAAUAUCAGUUUCUCAGUCUUCGGUUUCACGCAAGGGCCUUCUUCAAGCCUCCGCAAGCUUUUAGGAAAUUCGUGUUUACAAAUUUGGCACGCCCAGUGGGACUCUCUCUGCCUCUCAUCUCUUUCUCCAGUUCCAAAAUCAAUCAACAGACUGAAAACAAUGGCUUCCAAGAAGAUUCAAACCAUUCCCACGACGAGAGGCAAAAGCGUGAGCGCCUCUUUCUCAAGCGGAGACUCUGCUGGGGUCGUCACCCGGAGCAAGGCCAAGGCGGUAUCCGCAGCUCAACCGGCCACUGCCAUACCGACUCACUCCAAGGCGAAAGACGUGAACCGAAGGCGUGAACCGGUUAUCAAUUUGGCUUCCUUGGGGGCAAAGAAGAAUAUCCUCCGAGCGGAGGAGAGAAACUCUCGAAACGAAGAAAGGAGUUUUCCAGGCUUGAAGAAUUCAAGAGAACGUUCACUCUCGCUUGUUUCAGACGCUGACUCUAGUACAGGCUCUUACCAUGGAUCCCCAUCCGACGACCAACCGGAGAAGACUGCCAUGAAUCACUCGGCGUCCAUAGGUGAGUCUUAUUCUAUGGCUAUGCAGGUCAUGGUGACAGGAGCGAUGUCUAUUGAAGAACAGCUGGCCCAUAUGAGCACUACAACACAAGAACCCUUCUAUGACGUCUGAUUUGCGUCAUGGAAUGCAUUUAAUGACGCGGAUUAGGGGUCGUAACCCACGUCGUUGAAAGGGGGGGUCAUGGAAACUUUUUCAAAACACGACGUCUAUUCCGCGUCAUGGAAUGGGGUUUCAAUGACGCAGAUAGUGUAUCGUGGUAACUUUUUCAAAACAUGACGUCUGUUUUGCGUCAUGGAAUGCGAUUUCAAUGACCCGGAUAGCGUGUCGUGGAAACUUUUUCAAAACAUGGCGUCUGUUUCGCGUCAUGGAAUGGUGUUUCAAUGACGUAGAUAGCAUGUCGUGGAAACUUUUUCAAAACAUGACAUCUUUUCUGCGUCAUGGAAUGGGGUUUCAAUGACGCGGACUUCGCAUCAUUGAACUUAACGAC